Molecule: messenger RNA, 4335 nt
Organism: Suncus etruscus (white-toothed pygmy shrew)
Lineage: Eukaryota; Metazoa; Chordata; Mammalia; Eulipotyphla; Soricidae
Gene: CC2D2B
Product: coiled-coil and C2 domain containing 2B
Exons: 34
Coding region: 1-4335 (1444 amino acids)
Biological process (GO): non-motile cilium assembly; protein localization to ciliary transition zone
Cellular component (GO): ciliary transition zone
Source: RefSeq, a predicted model, not a curated record
AUGUGCGGCCUGUGGUCUCAGUGGAAGGCUGGAAGAACCGAGCGUUGUUGGGCGGUUGGUGUCCUCUCAGUCUCACUACUUGGUAUUUGGGAUACCGUGUCUUUACUGCCCAUCAAGAUGUCAGAAAACACAGAAAACUUUGCAGUAGAAGAAACUGUAAACAGGCACCUCCAAAAAGAUUUAGAUACAAGAGAAAAUAUGAAAGAAACAUUCAGAGGCAAAGUAAAGGCAAAGCUAAAAAAUGCUAAGACUAAUCUGUGUGAAAAAUCUUUAACUCAACUGCUCACUGAUAAUAAAAGAUAUCAGUGUCCUAAGUUACAGGCCGAAGUCUCAUCUGAUGCAGGUCUUUCCUUUUUCAUUCUGAGUGGUGAAGAAGGCUCAGCUUUGGGCCAGUCUUCAGAACAGGUUGGAUUUUGUUACUCAAACAUGUUUCACUUCUUGAUAAUUAUAAAUAUUUUUUCUCAGGUCCAAGAUGAAAAUAUUAUGGAAGAAGCUAUUUUUCCAGAAUUACUUGAAGUAAAAGCUGCUGAAUAUGAACACAUACAAAAGCAACAGACAGUUAUUUUUGAGCCAAGUAGUUCUCCGGUGGUCAGUCAUCUUAAGCUACCAAAAAAUAUGAUGCCGCGUAUUUUAGAAGAUGAAGGAUUCUAUAUUCAGAGAAAGCCAAAAGUACAUAAAAAGACCUGCAACAAAAUGGAAAAACGCCUGCUUAAAUUGCAAGAGGGAAAGUAUUGGUUUGAAGAAAGUGGAGAAAUAAUGUCAUUGCCUUCACCUGUUAGACAGUCUUGGAAUUUCAAACUAAAUAAAAGCAAGGAAUCUCUAAAUCCAGCACUAAAAACUAUAUAUAGGAAGGCAAUGAAAUCUGAUCUAAAAAGCUCUAUUAAGAACAAAAUGGAAGAUCAAAAGGAAAGAUACCAAUUAGAUUUCAACAUUGUGGGUUUGCAAUUCAGCCAUCAUUCACUCUUCAAUCAAGAGCAAGUAUUAUGUUCUAAGCUGCUUCAACUUUAUGAAUGUUUUCAGGACAGGCAAAAACAGAAUUUAUCUCAGUUGCUUUAUGAGAAGCUUAAAGCACUGGAGUACACUAAACUGUCAAAUGAAAAUACAGAAACAAACCAUCUAAAAUUAUUACAAGAUUUUAAUUGGCAGAUAAGUAACACAAAACACCUCUAUGACUUAGAAAAGAAAAAGGAUUUCUCCUUAUUACAUAAUAUUUUACAAACUUGGAAGCAGAUAAAAUCACUUAGACAACAACAAGGGUUUACAAGUACCCCUGUGAAGAUACAUUUUCAGAGGAUAGAAAUGAAUGCAAAUGAUGAACUAAAACAAAGUAAAACACCACAAAUGUCUAGGAAUGAAAACAAAACUGAAGAAAAAACACUUAAAAAUCCCAAGAACCAGGAGAGUUUCUCACACCUUGAAGAAGCAAAUAUUGAAAGACUAAAGUCAAUUAACUUGAUUCCACAGCUUUCUUUUACUGCAGAAUUGACAAACAUAUCCAAUUGUUCACAGCAUGAACAAAAAAGGAGAGCUAGCAUUCAGAGGCUUAAAUAUUUUAUUAAAAUAUUAUAUAAUGAUAAGCAAAUUUCUUGUACCUCAGUAUCUCCCCUACAGUUCGAUUUUAAAGUCAUGUUUCAGCAAAUUUUCAAUAUUCAUUUAUUAUAUUGGCCUGAAACAAUUCGCUUGGAGGUUUAUGAAAUAGGUAAAAGGAAAAGCUUACUGGCAAAACUAUAUAUACCUUUACCUAGCAACACAGAAUUGAAAAACGAAACUAUUUUGGAAUAUGUUGAAUUUAGUUCUGAUAAGCUGGUCACACCUGUACAUGGAGGAGUAGGAAGUAAUGUGCCAUUUCUUAUUGAGGGAAGUGAAACAGAAGAACUUUGCCUUUUGACAUCAGGAAAAAUAAGCUAUUCUCUAUCAUGGAAAUCAGAUGAAAAUGGUAUUCCUCUGAUACCUGUAUCACGGUCAUUAAAAUCUGCAGACUGCAGUGUGUUGAGAAAUGUAUAUGCCAGAGGUAUUCGUGGAAUUCCAUGGCUUAUCAAUACAGAUAAAAUUUUUACAUGGGCAAAUGAAGUCAGAAUUGACCCAAAUAACCCAGAAUAUUCAGAUCUAAUGGAAAUUAUUUUGUACAUGAAACAUAAGGGACAAGAAAUUCCAAAAUAUUUUCGACUUGAACAUUUACAAGAUGAAUUUGACUUUAUGUCUGGAGAGGAAAUUAAAAAAAAUAAACGUUUCCAGCUAUUGCAACUUAGAAAUUCUGGUCAGUUAGACAUUUUUCUUCGGCAGGUUCCCCUCUGUGAUAAUGAGAUUCCAGAUUUAAUCUUCCAGGAAUAUGAAAGUCAGACAGAGAAGGAUAAAUCUAUUUCAGAUGCAAAUUCUAUUAUAGAACAAAGGAUUAAUUCUGCCAAUUUUCUAAAAAAGAUGAGAAGGCUGAUAAUGAAGAAAAUUAUCAAAGUUAGCAAAUUUAAGCUCUCAGACAUUGUAACUGAUUACGAAGAAAUUGUAUCUGCCAGUCAGUUGACACAUGCUGUUUAUAAGCUUGUUGAACAACGAAGAAAGUUAAAGCCUCAGAGAAAAGAAAGGAAGAAAGUGGGAGCACAGGCUCUCUGUGAUGGAGAUGUUAAGAUUCUUGUCAGAAUAUUGAGGGCUUAUAAUAUUCCUGCUAGGAAAAAAGCCAUAAAUAGAACCCUGGAUAUGCCCACUUACUCUGUAUCAUCCAGACCUUGCCUCAGACAUAAAGAAGCAAUAAAAUCAGUAGUUUCAGAUGACAUGAUACGCCCUUUUGUAGAAGUUUCCUUUCAACAUACAGUUUAUGAAACCAGUACUGCAAGUGGAUCUCAUCCAUGCUGGAAUGAAGAAAUUAAAGCAAAUUUUAUCUCCCCUGGACAUGAUUAUAGUUUCUCAAGCUUAUCUAAAAUAAAGGAUAAUAUAUAUAUCAACAUUUUUGAUGAAAUGACUAUUGAAAAUCAUGAGGAUAGCUGUCUUAAGAACUGCAAUCAUCAUUCUUAUGUAAGAAAGAAUUGGCUUGGAUCUAUUGUCUUCCCCUUCUCGGCUCUUCUGCAACAACCUGAGAUUAAUGGAACAUUUCAAGUAAAUAUUCCACCAGUUUUACUUGGAUAUGCUUGGAGUAAAACUUCUGUGUCUCCUAAAGAUUAUAAUGGGCAGGACUUAAAAGAAUCUACCUUUUUAAAUAUUUUUGCUACCAUUGAACCUCAAAUAUCCUAUAUGACCUGUAAUCCAGAACUAGACAAGUUUUCAGAUCAAAUAGAUAUUUUACAGAGAGCAUGGAUCUUUAAAAAAAGCUGCAAAGCAGCAUUUCCUAACCGAAGAAUUGUAACUACCGUCUUUAAUGAGGAAGGGAUACAGAUCUUAAUAACAAGAUAUAUCAAGGCAUUAAACCCACCUCAGCAACUUCUGGAUAUAUUUCUUCGUGAUUCUAGUACAACACUUGACCUCAUUGCUCGAUUUGUAUCUUUGAUUCCUGUUAUGCCUGACACACUUGAUGAAAAUGAUGGUUUUGAUAUUUGGAUGACCUCUGAGCGCUGCAUCUGUUUGACUAUUGGAAAUAAGGAAGAGCAUGCCAUACUUCUCUGUAAUUUCUUUCUGUAUUUUGGGAAAAAGGCUUGGGUUCUUCUAGGAACUUCAGUAUUGGAAGGACAUGUAGCUUAUGUAUUAACUCAAGAAACAGAUGAAUUCUUGCUUUGGAAUCCUUUAACUGGACGAUGCUAUAAGCAGUGUGACCCAUUUUGCCCCUUGCAAAGUGUAGACUGCUUGUUUGAUGGUGGGAAUAUCUGGUUUAAUGUCCAGCAGAAUAACACACUAACAGCUGUACAUUUUGACUGUUCAAAGGAAAGAUUCUGGAAACAAUUGCUUACAAAAAAUUUUCAAGAAAUAAAAGCCCAAAGUAUACAGCCCGAAGAAAUAAUUUAUUUUAAUACUGAUAAAAGCAUGGUGGAAGACCUAAAGAACAGAAUUGAAAGGACUCUGAAGUGUAAAAUGAUGGAAUGGCGAUCUAAAUGGCCAACACGUUGGAAUCGACAGUGUACUUUCAUUUUGCGACAAAUCCUUCCCAAACUAGAACUUGCCACUAAAAGUUUUAUUUCAUCUAAAGAAGAAAAUGAACUGGAAAAGCUACUACAAUUUUACUGGGUUGUAGGAUUUCCUAUCCAGAUGCCAUACACUGAUAUCCAAUCAGUCGUUGAUGCUGUAUAUCAAACUGGAAUGCACUCUUCUGAAUUUCCCCAGAUGGAAUUUGCUCUUGCAGUAUAUAUUCAUCCAUAUCCAAGCAACAUAUUAUCUGUGUGGGUCUAUUUGGCUUCCUUAAUUCGCUAUCAGUAA